GCAGCACGGAUUUCAGAGCUUUAUUCGUGGAGUGUGUGGAUGCACAUGUGUAGGAGGUGAGAUGAGACAAAUGUCUCCCCUUCCGUCCGUUCCUCUGCUCGGCCCGUUCUUUUCAUGUCAGUCGAACAUUGGACAUGAAAGUGUGAAGUUAUUUCGCCAAGUCGUUUCUUCAGUCUGGCUUUAGUUUCAAUUUGUGGGCCUGCUCGUGGGUGGCUUGGCCACACCGUGUCGAGAGCGAGGAGUGCGAAAUAUAGUGUGGGAUAAGAAAUGGUUAUCGUGGUGGUGUCGACUACUUACUUUCUCUCCUCGGGUGUCCGGCUUACCAUGUGGAUUUGUCUCUGGUUGUGAUGGAUUGUGGGGGUCACGUCCAUGUGACGAGGAUGCUCCAAUAAUAAAAAUAAUAAUAUCACGGGUUGGGUGGUCAUCAAGUAUUUAGUGACAUCACUCAUCCAUCCAGCGCCUCCCCUCUAUUUUCGGUGGACAAUGCGAUGGAAAAAUUCAUUUCGAGUGACGCAGUCCAUCCUGCACGUCGGAUAGGAGGAGUGCUAUGAAAAUAAAUGUGUACAUCAUCUCCGGUGGUGGUGAAAAUUAAUACCUACGUAUUUACCAAGCAUGCAUAACUCCUUGUUAUUCCACUUCUGAUUUUAUUAUUUGACAGAUAAGAGGAGAGAUAAUACUCCGUCCGUUUUGAUCACUCUUCAAAAAGCUAUACUGGGAACAAGGACGUGCAUUCUUACCUAAUUAAGCCGAGAACCAGCAACAGUUCGUUCAACGUGGUGCGGGGAAUGGUCACAUUUAGGCGGAGGGGAAAUUCUUCUUCACUCGGACGGCUUGAUUUCAAACUUGGACUUGAAAUUGAAACAGUUUUCGUGGAUUAAAAAAAGAAAUAGUGUGAAAGUGGAUUUGAGGAAUGUGCUGGAUUGGACUUGAUAAAAUUUAACUGCCACGAUCGACCGAUAACCACCAUUUGAUGGAAUGAUGACCACUUGACUACCACCGAACGCCACUUGCACACUCUCAAUUUCUGCUUCUUCCACUAAAAUUACCACACCAGACCUGUCGCCACGUAAAACUUGCUGACCAUGGCCGUCAGUCCGUUGCACAAGUCGCUCUUUGUCGUGAUUUGCAUCGGAGUCUCCUUCUUCAUGCUGACUCUCAUCGCGGUCCAUCAGCCUCAACAGACGGGCUACCUGGGAGGAGGAAACUCGAUGGAAGAGCUGCUGGCUGGACGCUCCAUCUCGGUCAAGAUAGACGACGCCGUGGUCGCCAACAUAUCCGACCGCGUGUUGGAAUCCAUCCGGACUGACACGACCCUCUGCUCCGCCAUCAGAGAGACCAAUCUGCCCAUGAUCUACUUAAUAACGCCCACGUACAAGCGGCCAGAACAGAUCCCGGACUUGACGCGGCUCGCCCAAACCUUGAUGCACGUCCCUUCCAUUACCUGGCUGAUCAUUGAGGACGCCGAAUCACUCAGCCCGGUCGUGACGGAGAUACUUAAACGGUCCGGGAUCCGAUAUGUGCAUCUGAUUGCCCCCAUGCCAGCCGAGCAGAAGAAGAAGAAGGUGAAGGCUCGUGGCGUCUCGAACCGCAACAAAGGGUUGGACUGGGUCCGUGAGAACUAUGUGGACACCCGGGGCGUGGUCUACUUCGCCGACGACGACAACACUUAUGAUCUCAGACUGUUUGAUGAAAUCCGGACGGUGGAAAAGGUUGGGAUGUGGCCGGUCGGGUUGAUCACACAUUUUGGCGUUAGCUCCCCCGUGGUUCGAGACGGACGCGUGACCGGCUUCUACGACGGAUGGGUCGCCAACCGCAAGUAUGCCGUCGACAUGGCUGGAUUCGCCGUCUCGGUGGAUACCAUUCUUCAGUUUCCCGAUCUGAAGAUGCCCUUCGUGCCGGGCUACGAGGAGGACGGUUUUCUCAAAGGGCUCAGCUUAAAGUUGGAAGAUAUCGAACCAAAGGCGGACAAUUGUACCAAAAUCUACGUGUGGCACACGCAAACCAAGAAGAACAAAAACCCCAUCAAAGCCAACCAGACUGUGUAUGAGUUUACAAACGUGUGGUCUCUGUACGAGCAGAUUGAGAUGUGAAAUAUUUACGUACGUACGAGAUCAAACGCAGAAAUCAAAGCAAUUGAUUCAUAUCUGACAAAACAUAUGAAACUCUCUCUCUCUCCGUGUAGUUUAGUGACUUAAUUGGUGUUUGUGUAAUAAGUGUGUUACUUACAUAACUCACCCGGUUUUUUUGUUGUUAUCCUGGUUUUCGACCUUUUCCAUCCCCACAAACAUUUGAUGCAUGUAUAUGUUUGCAUGCAUUCUAGAAAUUAAUAGAAUUGAUGUGGAAGGAUCGAGUGACCCCGAUGACGACCCACUUCCGGUGAUCCCACUGCGAAAUAGGAUACUUGUUUGAAGCACAAACCACACAUUCACAGCCCGUCUCGAACUCACAGCGUGGGUUGAGAUGAGACAAUAAUCAUGGCAGAAGAACUGAACUUAUUCUUACCCAACAAAAACCUAACCUUAUCUACAUAAAUAAAUAUAUAUCUACUUAUCCGGAUGGUGUGCUGCUUAUCGUUGGAAUAAUUUACUCACUCAGAAAACCAAACUUCAUUACUUAAGGGUUAAAUUCCCACGUCUACUAAAUAUUUUUGUACCACAGGAAAAAAUGAUGAAGAUGAAUCAAAAACUUACGAGAAUGAAACGCUUACGUUUUUCAUACGUGUCUCUCUAUUCUGAUGACUUUCUUAACCUUUGAAGCGUCGAAUGUGUGGGCGGACUGCGUUUUAUUUUGAGUAUUAUUAUCUUCCUUUAGCCCUGUUUUAGUCGUGGUGGUGGACUUAUCUACAUUUUCCACUCCUACGUUUUCUCAUCGUUCGUUAUGUAAUAACUUUACCAUUGUGACAAGUGAAAUGAGCUGGGACAAAGUACAUAAGUGGUGACGAUAUGAUGUUCGUAUCUUUAAAUGAAAUGUUGACCUGACUCUUUUACUAAAAAUUUACUCUUUUUCAUGUUAUUCUAGUCGUAUAAAAUAUUACAAAAGUUAAAAAUAUGUAUCGCUGUCGUGUUCCCUAUUCUCAAGAAGAAAUGUAAUAAAGUAUAAAUAAAAAUGA
This is a messenger RNA of Folsomia candida, 3109 nucleotides long. Its product is annotated as galactosylgalactosylxylosylprotein 3-beta-glucuronosyltransferase P. The record is from RefSeq and is a predicted model, not a curated record. Bases 1083 to 2090 code for a protein of 335 amino acids. Gene Ontology annotation, biological process: chondroitin sulfate proteoglycan biosynthetic process; carbohydrate metabolic process. Gene Ontology annotation, molecular function: galactosylgalactosylxylosylprotein 3-beta-glucuronosyltransferase activity. NCBI's taxonomy places the organism in Eukaryota, Metazoa, Arthropoda, Collembola, Entomobryomorpha, Isotomidae. Gene Ontology annotation, cellular component: Golgi membrane. The transcript is spliced from 9 exons.